GCUACGUCAGCAGUGGCAGAGAAACAUGGCGGUGUCCGUAGCGCGGCGCCCGGCGGCGGCAGCAAACGCUGCGGUGUUGCUGUUAAGUUUCCUCUCAACGUUAAUGUUUCGGGGCGGCGUGGCCGACGUGGCCGUGAACGGCUCGGGCUCCGAGCAGCCUCCGCACCGCCGGUUCGAGUACAAAUACAGCUUCAAGGGGCCGCACUUGGCUCAGACUGACGGCAGCAUCCCGUUCUGGAUCCACACUGGCAAUGCUAUUCCCAGUACAGAUCAGGUGCGCAUUACACCGUCCCUCAGGAGUCAGAGGGGGACUGUGUGGACGAAGAACAGAGUCGACUUUGAGCACUGGGAGGCGGAGGUGACCUUCAGGGUAUCUGGAAGAGGCAGAAUGGGAGCAGAUGGCUUGGCGGUAUGGUUCACCACCUCCCAAGGCCUCGACGGUCCCGUGUACGGUGCAGCGGAUCAGUGGAACGGGAUCGGAAUCUUCUUUGACUCCUUUGACAACGAUGGAAAGAAAAAUAACCCAGCUAUAAUUGUUGUGGGGAACAAUGGCAACCUUGUUUAUGACCACCAAAACGACGGCACCACACAAGCCCUCGGUACAUGUUUACGAGACUUCCGCAACAAACCCUAUCCCGUCAGGGCCAAAAUAACAUACUACAAAAAGACUAUGACGAUAAUGAUCAACAACGGUUUCACUCCGGACAAAGAGGACUAUGAAUUCUGCACAAAGGUGGACAACAUGGUCAUUCCUAGCGAAGGCUUCUUUGGCAUUUCCGCCGCCACCGGUGGUUUAGCUGAUGACCAUGAUGUUUUGUCCUUCUUGUUAUUCAGACUAACAGAACCUGGCCAGCAAACGCCCCCAGUUGAAUCUGAGAUUCCUAAAGAAGAGAAGGACAAGUACCAGGAGGAAUUUCAGAACUUCCAGCAAGAGCUCGAUAAAAAGAAAGAAGAGUAUCAGAAAGAGCACCCGAACGUCCAAGGAGAACCAAUUGAUGAUGUGUAUGAAAGCGUGAAUGACCGGGAGAUCCGUCAGGUGUUUGAAGGCCAGAACCGGAUCCACCUGGAGAUAAAACAGCUCCACCGGCAGCUGGCUAUGAUCCUGGACGAGCAGCGCCGAUAUGUCUCCGUCAUCACGGACGAGAUUUCUAAGAAGGGUGCAAAUACAGGAUCGGGACAGCUGGAGUCCUCUGGUCAGCAGCUGGGCUCCGUCGUAGCCACACAGCAGGAGGUUCUCAGAAACCUGAACGAGCUGAGAAACUCCUUUUACGAGUCACUGAAGCAGAUUGGCUCAGCCCAGCAUCAAGGUAAUGCAGGCGGGAUUGGAACGUAUGAAACUAUUCAGCACUUCAACGACAUCAAGGAACACCUGCACCUUGUGAAGAGGGACAUGGAGCACCUGGUCCAGCGCAAUGCUCAGAAUCCUGCUGAUAAGGUUGUGAAGUGCCCAGAGAUGCCCCCUAUGCCCUCCUGUUUAUCCACUAUUCAUUUUGCAAUAUUUGUCGUCAUCCAGUCCGUCCUGUUCUUCUGCUACGUCAUGUACAAAAGUCAACAAGAAGCAGCAGCAAAGAAGUUCUUUUGAUAACAUGAGUUUAUAAAGCAAAAGUGUGUACAUGAGGGUAUGUCAAUUUUCAUAAUUUUUUUUUUUUCAAUUAUUUUCUGAUUGUAAGUUAUUGUACUUGAAGCAAUGAUUAUGUUGAAGUUUGUUUUAAUUGAUAGAUUUUUAAUUUGAUCUGUAAAGUGUGUGUGAAUGCCAGUGCGAGACUUUUCUGGUUCUCCAACAUGGUGUAUCAAGUUCCUUUCAGUAUUUCUGGUUGGCAAGAACCUUCGAUUUUUAUUUUCAAAAGCUGCCAUGCUUCCAUUUCAGUGGAAUUGAACCAAUAAUAAAACCUGUGUUUUGAAAUGUGCAAUUUUGUAUAAACCCGGCCACGGUCAGCUUGAGCUUCUGUUUUGAUUGAAUCAGACGUGUCAGAAUCUGACACGUCCUCUGCCUGAACAAUUUACAUAAAUAGUUGACACAAGUUA
Cololabis saira (Pacific saury) is the source of this 2025-nucleotide messenger RNA. RefSeq names its product lectin, mannose-binding, 1 (gene lman1). Gene Ontology annotation, biological process: endoplasmic reticulum organization; endoplasmic reticulum to Golgi vesicle-mediated transport; Golgi organization. The coding region runs from base 26 to 1582 and encodes 518 amino acids. Gene Ontology annotation, molecular function: D-mannose binding. NCBI's taxonomy places the organism in Eukaryota, Metazoa, Chordata, Actinopteri, Beloniformes, Belonidae. The transcript has 13 exons. The record is from RefSeq and is a predicted model, not a curated record. Gene Ontology annotation, cellular component: Golgi membrane; endoplasmic reticulum-Golgi intermediate compartment; endoplasmic reticulum membrane.